Messenger RNA from Letharia columbiana, 636 nucleotides. RefSeq lists its product as uncharacterized. The transcript has a single exon. Gene Ontology annotation, cellular component: extracellular region. Lineage: Eukaryota; Fungi; Ascomycota; Lecanoromycetes; Lecanorales; Parmeliaceae. The record is from RefSeq and is a predicted model, not a curated record. The coding region runs from base 1 to 636 and encodes 211 amino acids.
AUGAUGACCUUGAACUAUCACCUCUGUCGUAAGAGACAGCCGAGUCCCAUCCUCACAUUACGUCUAUUAGUCUUUGUCCUCUUUCCGACAACCCCUGCUCUCAGCAUCAACUCUAGUUUAUCGACCCUUCUUGGUGAUUCCCUUGGCGUGAAUUGCCGCGGCAGCGUCCUUUGUCCCGCAUACCUAGAGGCCUUCCCACCAGACUACAUAGGCACAUUCAUCAAGAUCACCAGUGGCAGUAUCACCGACUGUCCCCCAGACUUCUUGUGUGGUCCCAUGAAUGACACGGAUAUUUACUUGCCAAACGAUCAUAUCGUGUGCCUUCCAAUCGGACGAUCUUUCCUGGGUGGCAUCUGCGCGUUCACACAAGGAAACAACUUGCCCACGACAGGGGUAGAUGGAGCUCUUAUCAAGCGUAAGCUGCAAGAGCUCAGAGGCCAUGGGUGUCAUGUCUGUGGGAGCGUGCCGUUGAGUGGAGAUAAUGAUCCGAGCAAGGAAGGAAUCUUGACGGUGAACUAUAUUGGUGGACUAGCUUGUAAGGGGCUGUGCCCGUCGAAGCACUAUACAGCGUUGUUGCAACUCGCUGCCAAUAUGUCUUGGCUAGGUGUAAUAAAUAGCACGCUUUUCGAGUCGUAG